AUGCCCCUGCUGUCCAGCUCCAUGGGCCUGGCAGGACUGCUCCUCUGUGUAGGCCAAACAGUGGGGGCUUUGAUAAUGCCCCAAAUUACUCUGGCUCUGGCCCAGGCCAAGGGCACAGCUGUGCAGCCCCUGGGUGGCCUGGGGGUGCCCCGGUACCGCCGGAAGCGCCACAUCUCUGCCCGAGACGUGACUGCCCUUCUGGACUAUCACAACCACAUCCGAGCCAGCGUGUACCCACCUGCCGCCAACAUGGAGUACAUGGUCUGGGACGAGAGACUGGCCAGGUCUGCUGAGGCCUGGGCCACCCAGUGCAUCUGGGCCCACGGGCCCUCACAGCUGAUGAGACAUGUGGGCCAGAACCUCUCCGUCCAUUCUGGCCGGUUCCGCUCGGUGGUAGAUCUUGUGAGAUCUUGGUCGGAGGAAAAGCGGCAUUACUCGUUUCCAGCCCCGAGGGACUGCACACCCCACUGCCCCUGGCGCUGCAGAGGCCCCGUCUGUUCUCACUACACCCAGAUGGUGUGGGCAUCCUCCAGUCGGCUGGGCUGUGCCCUGCACACCUGCAGCAGCAUCGACGUGGGGGGCAGCACCUGGCACCGGGCAGUGUACCUGGUCUGCAACUACGCUAUCAAGGGCAACUGGAUCGGCCAGGCACCUUACAAGAUGGGGAAGCCUUGCUCCUCCUGCCCCCCAAGUUACCAAGGCAACUGCAACAGCAACAUGUGCUUCUUGGGGCUCAAAUCCAACCGGCUGCUGUGGAUCUGA
Molecule: messenger RNA, 762 nt
Organism: Castor canadensis (American beaver)
Lineage: Eukaryota; Metazoa; Chordata; Mammalia; Rodentia; Castoridae
Gene: R3hdml
Product: R3H domain containing like
Source: RefSeq, a predicted model, not a curated record